Molecule: messenger RNA, 882 nt
Organism: Nannizzia gypsea CBS 118893
Lineage: Eukaryota; Fungi; Ascomycota; Eurotiomycetes; Onygenales; Arthrodermataceae
Product: inositol monophosphatase 2
Exons: 3
Coding region: 1-882 (293 amino acids)
Biological process (GO): signal transduction; phosphatidylinositol phosphate biosynthetic process; inositol metabolic process
Molecular function (GO): inositol monophosphate 1-phosphatase activity
Source: RefSeq, a predicted model, not a curated record
AUGGCCGAGACGCCCGACCUGGCUGAGAUUCACGACUUUCUGGUCGACCUGGCCAGCAAAGCGGGCGAGAUGAUCACCAGCGCCCACCCGCUCAUCAACGGCGUUGGUUCGAAGAAGAACAGCUCCGACCUGGUGACAGAGACAGACCGCGCCGUCGAGGCUGUCGUCUCAGAGGCCCUGCGUACAAAGUACCCUCACUACCAAUUCAUGGGGGAAGAGACGUAUGACCCCUCGAAGCCGUUGACAGGCGAGCCAACCUUCGUCGUAGACCCGAUAGACGGCACCGCCAACUUCGUCCACGGCUUCCCCUCUGCCUGCAUCUCGCUCGGCUUUGCCAUCGACCGGCAGCCCGUCGUCGGCGUUGUCUUCAACCCUUUCACCAGCACGCUCUACAGCGCCGUCAGGGGCCGUGGAGCAUUCAUGAACCGCACUCGCAAACUACCGCUUCGAGGGGACGACGUCGAGCCACUCAUGGGACUCAGUAGUGCUCUGGUAGCCGUAGAAUGGGGCUCAGACCGCUCGGGGCCAAACUGGGAGGUCAAGCUGCGUACGUUUGAGAGCUUGGGCAAGUCGAAGGAGCAAGGCGGCGCGAUGGUUCACUCGAUGCGCAGCAUGGGUUCGGCUGCCCUGAACCUGUGUGCCGUGGCUUCGGGCGUGCUGGAUCUCUACUGGGAGGGCGGCUGCUGGGCCUGGGACGUCUGCGCCGGCUGGAUCAUACUGGCUGAAGCCGGCGGGAUCAUGGUCGACGGAAACCCGGGCCAGUGGCGGGCAAAACUCGACUCCAGACGAUACCUCGCCGUCAGGGGCUCUCCAGAGGGCCAGGGCCAGCGCGAGCUCGUCCAGGAGUUCUGGUCGCACAUCGGCGGUGCUCUGGAGUACUAG